AUGAGAAUUUUCACGAUACUUUUGUUGUGUGUUGGCGCUCUUUUGGCUUGCAAGUGCAAGGAUCAGUCGACAAAAGAAUCCUUCUGUAAAGCUCAUUGGGGUAAUAUUCGAUUAAAUUCAUUCGUCCAUGAAAUUUCGAAGCGUUUAUCUUUCAGUUUCACAUGUCAAGGUGAAAGCGCGGGUUGGAAAACAAGGUCUCCCUGAAGGAUCGACGCGAAAAGGCCUCAACAACCUCAGAUACCACGUCGAGCACCUCGACGUCUUCAAGGUUAUUCUGUUCAUCUACUUGAAGUUUGGUUUUUUUUAUUCAGAAGCCUGAAAAUAUGACUCAACUUCCUGAGGAAAUCUUCACCCCUUCUGAGACACCCGCUUGCGGAAUCAAGAUCGACGCCGGAAAGGAGUACCUUCUUGCAGGUAUAUUAUAGAAUCAACAAAAUUUUUUCUUGGGUAGAAAAAUUGAGGAAAAGGAAUUCAUCCUCCUCAUAAGUGGUUUUUCACUGAAAAUUACAGGUCGCGUCGAAACCCCGUCUGCCUUGUUCACGGUUAUUUGCGGCCAAGUUCUUUCUGACAACCCGGCCGAAAACCAGUACGAAAACGUCUUGCAAUGGCAAAACGUGAGUUCUAUCUUAUUUCCAGACGUUUUUCUUGAUUGCAGGUGCCACAAAGCCUUCGUUCUCAAUUGAGCUCCAUCAAAUGCUAA
Caenorhabditis auriculariae is the source of this 700-nucleotide messenger RNA. NCBI's taxonomy places the organism in Eukaryota, Metazoa, Nematoda, Chromadorea, Rhabditida, Rhabditidae. The record is from the annotation of a GenBank genome assembly.